AUGACCAGGAGAGAAGUUAAACUAAUAAUCAAUGUUGAAGGAAUAGUGCAAAAAUGCAGAGACAUCAACAGCAUGGAAGAUAUGAAAGAAGUUGUUAAAUACGACGACAAACUAAGCCAUUUGGCCAUUCUUAAGUGCAUACUUAAAGACAAUCUAAAAAUAGAGAACAGUCCAUACAGCGAUGAAGAAAAUCAACACAUCUUAAGCAUACUUGAGAAUGACAUUUAUUAUUAUUUUUUAUACCAUGGAUUUGAAGCGUCUCGAGUUAUGUUUGAGUUGCGUGAUGAGCUAGAGAAUAAAUACGAUGACCUAAUUAGAACACGUGCCAUUUCUUUAGUCAAUGAACUUAUAAAUUCAAAUAAAUUUAUAUACAAUCCAGAUCAUGGAAUGAAUAGAAAAAAUGAAGGAGUAAAGUUUAUAAAAAUAAAUGAUGGCACAGACAAAAACAAUCUAGGCACUAGAACAUACACUCUAGAGAUUGAUGAUGCAAAGCUUCCUGACUUGAAAAGAAUAGCUGACUUCACCGAAGAGACUUUGAACAGAGAUAACUUGAGAAUAGCAUCUUAUUAUGUAAGAUUUAAGAAUAUUCUUCUUUUGAAAGACUUUGUGUCCAUACAAGAUUGCUAUACUCUUGAGGAUCUAUACACUAAAAAAGAUGAAAAAACCAAUAUGUCACUGGUUGACUACGGUCUGGAUCUUAUUCACAAAAAAUAUUUUGAAAUUCGAGACUUAGUUGAAAAGGCUAAAGAAGCAAAUGACGAUGAAGCUCAAAAGCAGUCUAUAAUUAAUCAGUUGAAUGGAUUAUUUCCCUCUGAAGGAGAUAUGAGAGUAUUCCUUUCUAUUAUCGAGAAUAGCCCAAAAAUUCUAAAUGAAAAAGAAGUGCAGAAAUGUAUGAUUAAAGCAUUAGACUAUAUGGCAACUAAUACUGAUAUUUUGGGUAAAGUAGGUGAGCAAAAGGUGCUAAAGAUAAAAAGCGACUUAAGUAAUUUCAAUAGAGACUACAUGAGUAUUUAUGAAGGUUUAAAGCGAAAAGUACAAGAUGCAAUUAUUAAAUUGGAGCAUGAGAAAGAAGCACUAAAAGAAGAAAAAGAAAAAUAUACUGGAACAGAUUCAACUAGUCAAAAUGAAUCGCGUACUCUUAGUGUUAUAGAAAAUGCUAUAAAAUCAUUGAAAUGGAGGAUAUAUAAAGGAAAUAUACAAUCUAAUAAUGUAGAUUUUCUUACUAUGGAUCUCUUACGCCCUUUAAGAGACUUGAACCCAGUUCAGAAACAAUACAUUAUCAAGAAGAUAAAAGAGUCUGCAGAUCUACUGAACGUACAAGUAGUAGUAACCGAUGA
Messenger RNA from Nematocida minor, 1337 nucleotides. RefSeq lists its product as uncharacterized. The record is from RefSeq and is a predicted model, not a curated record. The transcript has a single exon. The annotation marks the transcript as partial. NCBI's taxonomy places the organism in Eukaryota, Fungi, Microsporidia.